AUGAACACCGAGCGGCUAUCACGCUCCUGCAAAAUAGUCUCCUUGCUCGGACCGGCUGCGGGCUUCUUCUCGGUGGUCGCUGCCUUCUUCUCGGCGGACGCUGGCUUCUUCGUGUCCUUCACAGGUCCUUCCUUACCCUUUUUGACCGGUUUUGGUUCGGAUUUCACGACUGGCGCUGGCACCUCAUCCUCCUCCUCAUCCUCAUCGUCCUCGUCGUCGUCAUCGUCAUCGUCAUCAUCAUCAUCAUCGUCAUCAUCAUCAUCAUCGCCGUCCUCUUCGCCCUCGGAAUCCAUCUCGAUGUCGUCCUCCUCCUCGUCGUCCAGAUCCUCGUCGAUCGGAUCACGGGCUGUUUACCUCUUCUCGCCAGCGAACGAAAACACUGCAGCAGGAGAAACGAACCGAACGAUCGCUGAUGAUGUAGCCGAGUUUGCGGAUGUUACGCUUAGCAACGACGAUGACGAUUGCUCCAAGUAUAUAUGCACCGGCUGUGUGAAUGUGCUCGGGGCCGGGCUUCAGCUGCGCCGCGAAAUCCGUAUCAGCGAGAAGGUCGUUGAAACCGUGUUACAAUCCAUUGAGGUACAGGCAGGCUCUCCGAAAUGGGAUCACAACUAUGGCACGCUAGAGUACUUGGAAGAGUACGAGGACGAAAUCGAAGGCAGUAUCGCAGCGAUUGCCGGAUCCAACUGGAGUGUUCUGGAGGAAAGUGUCCAGAAUAAAGCCGCAAUCAAGGCGAAAAGCACCACCGUGAUGAAUGACGACGGAUCUCAGGAGGAAAGUAGCCCAAAUAACAUUGUUUAUGGAGAUGACGAAACGCUACAGGAUGACAUUUCCACGGAGCAACUAUUGGAACAGGAGGACGACAUGAUUCCGUACACUUUUUCGGAGGUUGGCAAAUUUGCGUUUGUUAAACCACCCGCCGAUCUGGUCAGCAACAGUAUAACGUUCAAAGACUUCGAGUAUCUAGAGAUCGAUGGUGAACGGUGUUGUGGCUGCUCCUACAUUGCGCAUACGCACGAUGAACUGAUGGCGCACGCGGCACAGGUACACUCGCAGAACUACUAUCCGGACAGUAGCUACACCUGCCCUACCUGCUAUCAAAAGUUCCCAACAGAGGAAGAACUAUCGAACCACGCUCUCUACUAUUUGACCAACGAUGUGUUCCUGUGCAGUUUGUGCCAGUAUGCGUUCAACUUCAAGAGCCAUCUUAUGCAGCACCAGAAACAGGAACACCAACAGCAGAAGCAGCAAACGGGAAUAAAAAGGAAAGAUCAAAAGUCGUUCAAGCAAGAUGCAAAGAGAGCCAUGAUAUCGAAAAAGAUUUACGAGAUUCCGGAGGAACCGUUCAUCAAGGAGGUGAUUGAUCAUCAGCAUUAUCGGGAGUACCAUCUCAAGGGGGAGCGAUGCUGUGCAUGCGAUAUGCUACAAGAAUCGCUGCACGAUCACGCGAAUGAAAUGCAUCGGCAGCUGGAGAACAUGCUCGAGACUGUGGAGGGCGUAACGAAGUGUGCCGUAUGUCAGCGAACGUUUGCCUCCGAUUGUGAGCUGAUAGUGCAUGAGGAGCAGCGUCGAAUGUUGAACCAAGUAUAUGAGUGUAGCACAUGUGCCCAGACUUUCGGCAAACGACUCCUGAUCAUGAAGCAUCUGCUGCAACAUAACGCACAGGAGCAAACCAAAAGCCAGAUAAUUAAUGAUGAUGAUGCAAAGCGAUCGUCCCCAGCAGACGUCGUGGAAGAGAGUGUGGAGGAAGAUACAGCGUUACGGGCCCUUCCAGCGGUAAUGGAUGAUUCGGAAAACCGGAAUGCCGUUGGAUUACAGUGCUUCCCCUGCUGCUUCAAUCGGUGCCACCAAUCGUAUCCUUCCGAGAAGGAGCUAUUGGAACACGUCCACGAAAAGCAUGCCGGACGCCAGAAGGAGAAUGAAAUGACCCGUGAAAAGAACCGACCGAACGCAGAUCCGACCCUCGUAUGUCCCAUUUGUCAACGAUGGUUCGAAUCGGAGGAAAAGUUAACCUCCCAUCGGAUGUACAAGUUGCGCGUCGAGAGACUUUCCUGUCGUCACUGUGAUCGCCAGUUCGUGAGAGCGCAGGCACUAUCGGAACACCAGCUGCGCGAACAUUUUAAUCUUCCCACUCAGUUUACCUGCACGACCUGUGACAAGCAGUUUCAGAAUCGCCAUUCACUGACCCAACACAAGCGGACGCAUGAGCCAUCCAGUAACACCCCUUGUUUGGUUGAGGGCUGCGAAAUGGUGUUCCGUGAUGAGCGUCUAAUGCGUCGCCACUAUCGGAAUGUGCACACCGAGUACACACCAUACGCGUGUGAAGAUUGUGACCGACAGUUCCGCACGAAGGAAGCUUUCGUUCUGCACCGACGAAGUCACACCGGAGAACGACCGUUCCACUGCCGCUUCGAUGGCUGUAAUCGUACCUUUGGCCACGGUACGGACCGUCGACGGCACGAACGAUCGGCACAUACGGGAUCCAUCGGGAGCUUGUGUUUUUCUCGCUCGGAUUUUCUAAAUUCCUGCGGAUUUCUAAUCUUUUACUCCAAAAGCACCAUGAAACGAACCUCGAAACGACUUGAGAAGAUCAACGCAGAUCAGAAAAAGAAACCGAAACCCGAUGGCGCCGUUUGCUGCUGUUUUUGUUUGCAACAGUAUCGUACCACGGGGCUCAACAAACUGGACGCUGUUGUACCCGACGAACCGUCUUUGACCAUCGGAAGAGUCGUCGAAAAGGUCGCCUCGGUUAAGAUCAAAAGCAACAACGAGAGCAUAUGUGAUCCGUGCUGGCACCAGAUAAAGAGCGCCUACGAGAUUCAACGCAGAAUCCGUGUCUCGAAUCGGUUGGUGGUGAAACAAGAAGAGCACGAAAUCGAAUCAUCCGAUGAGUCCGAUACAUCAUCACCCAUCGAACAGGUAGUAAUAGAGGAGAUCCUGGUGAAAGAUGAGGCGGAAUACGACGCGGAGUAUCUAGAUCACUGUGCCGUAUCGAACGAUCAUAACUACGAUGGGCAUGGUCCGGAUGAAGAGGACACCCUGAUUUUAAGCGAUACCUUCCUACAUGAAGAACAGGAAGAGGACUACGAGGAGGAGGACGAGGAGGAGGAGGAUGAUUUCCAUCCGGAAAUGACGCUACAUAUGAAAGCGGACGUCAUUGUAGAGGACGAAAACAGACCGUACGAAACGACCGGCAACAUGACGCGCCAGUUCAAAUGCCCUUCCCAGGCACUUAUUGUGAGUGAUGAGAAGUUCGAGAACUACCGGCAAGUACGGGUGACCGGUAACCGGUGCUGUGGAUGCAGCUUCGUAGCGGCGAACCGUCGCGAACUAUUACGCCAUUCGGAGCAGCUUCACGCAUGCACCAUCUCCGAUGUAGGCGACUACUGUCCCAUCUGUUUUUUCAAGUUUGCCAACGAUAAGCAACUCGAGCGGCACAUACGAGAGUUUGAAUCCAGCACGAUGCUCGUCUGUUUGCGCUGCAAUUGUUUCUACAACAACCGGUCCCAUCUGUACAAGCAUUUGCUAAUGUGUGGCGAAGAAGCGACACCCGAAGCAGCGGCCAACGAUUCGACGGACGAAAGCGAAGACGAAGCGGAGAAUGCGGUCGAUGAGAAUGAAGCGGACGAAAGCAAUACUGGUGAUGGUGACGCAAACGACACGAUCGAGUACUACCUGCUAGAAGAAACGCCAACCCGCGGAAGUGAUCUGCGGAGGAUGUAUCGAUACCGGGCCAAAAUUGCUGACCUGCUCACCGAUAUUAAUCUAUCGUAUCCCGGAGGCCAGGAACAGCUCAACAUCCAAGAGAGUCAAAUACACCAGCGAGAAGUGUUUGAUACGUUCGAGUAUGUGUAUCUGCGAGGAGAGCGAUGCUGCGGUUGUACGUAUACGGCCGUCUCGGCCGAUCACCUAAUGGAGCACGGUGUCUUAAACCAUAAUGCGGGUACUGGUGCAAUCGACAACCGUACCUGUGGUUUGUGUAACGCCGGGUUCAACAGUGUGCUGGAGCUGUUGAAACAUUAUAUUUUCCAUGUCUGUAAACAACUGUUCUUCUGUACGAUCUGCCAGGUGUCCUUCGUUUCCCUCGAUGGCCUUCAGAACCAUCAGCGCGAUAGCGAAACCCACCACCAAAUCGCCAAGUACCAGCAAGCCGGUUUAGCGGAUCGCAUCACGGAUGAGCCAAACCUGUUCGUCGAGUUGGAUCGACCGGGGGUGAUGGACCGAUUACAGAAGGUGCUUGCUCAGAGAAUGAUCUACCGUACCACUCCAAUGCGAGGUUUACUCAUCCCGGACGAGAAGUUUAUUGUGGAAGAGGAAGAGUACAACACAUACCGUAAGCUAAAAAUGACCGGUGAGCGUUGCUGCGCUUGUGGACGGUUUUUUGAAACGAUCGAGGAGAUGCUUGAACACGCCCGGUUGGCACAUUUUCGGCCGAUCGUGAAUGUGUCCUCCUUCUGGGACGGAGGUCACCAGUGCAACUACUGUCUGUCGCAAUUCGAAAGCCAACGCGGACUCCGGAUGCACUGGGCGUAUCGGCGUAAGGGCAACAUUACCCUUUAUGGCUGCAAGUUGUGUGGCCUAGUGUUUUCCCGAAUGUUUUGUCUUGCCCGCCAUAUGCAGCUAGCCCCGAAUCAUCUGUCGAAAUUGAUGCAGGAGGCAUCUCAAGACAAGAAUGCCGAGAAACAGCUCGUGAAACCGAAGCACCUGACACAUGACAAAGCGUACGGGGAUGCAGCACGUGGAUCGAAGGAGCGGAAGGUGAAGCAAAAGGAAGAUCCGCGCGUCGCCGAGGCGCUUGAGCUGCAUCCCACGAUUAAGUCAGGAAAAGUGGGACAACAGAUCGGAUAUCACUGCUGCUUUGCCAAGUGUUCGCAAGCGUUCGAGGAAGAGCAAGAGCUGCUUCAGCACACCCGCGCCGAACACGAGGGCAAACGUAAAGAGUAUGAAAGCGAGCGGACGUCUGUGAAGCACGUGUGUCCCGCAUGCUGCAAAUCCUACGACACGCAGACGAAGCUAAACUGGCAUCGAUUCCAGCGCUUCAUACCCCGUCAAUACAAUUGCAAACAUUGCAAUCUAAGGUUCACCAAGUGGCCGCUGUUGCAGAUGCACGUUGCUACCGAUCAUCUCGGGAAGCCACCCAGCUUUGCGUGUACAAAAUGCGACAAGGUGUUUGUCACCCGGUCGCGCCUGAAAGCUCAUGAGAAGGUACACGAAGAGGUCAAACAGUUCGCAUGCGACGAGUGUGGCGAUAGGUUCCGGCACAAGGGAUUGCUGGUGCGGCACAAGCGUGCCAUACACACGGCCGAGCUGCGCUUCGAGUGCAAACUCUGCUCGAAGAAGUUUGCCGUGGUGGAAAAGCUGAAAGUGCACCAGCGGGUGCACACGGGACAUCGCCCGUACCCAUGUCAGCAUUGCGAUCGCAGCUUCAGUCACCAUAGCGAUCGCAAGCGGCAUGAAAUGGCGGCCCAUACCGGGGUACGACCGUACCAGUGCACGAUCUGUUCCGCUUCUUACAUCCGGAACCGAGAUCUUGUUUUGCACAAGCAAAAACACGUGUCAAGGGGGGAAACGGAAGCGACCAACAAACUCAUGGAGCAAUAAUGAUGCUUGUACUCGUAAUAAACCACUAUUGUAUUAU
This is a messenger RNA of Anopheles darlingi, 5635 nucleotides long. RefSeq names its product zinc finger protein Xfin-like. The record is from RefSeq and is a predicted model, not a curated record. NCBI's taxonomy places the organism in Eukaryota, Metazoa, Arthropoda, Insecta, Diptera, Culicidae. The transcript is spliced from 6 exons. Gene Ontology annotation, molecular function: zinc ion binding. Gene Ontology annotation, cellular component: nucleus. The coding region runs from base 1 to 5598 and encodes 1865 amino acids.